AUGCUUCAUCGUCGACUUUGGGGUCAACGGCCCAAGACGCUGCUGAGCGCGCAAACCCGCCGCUAUCUUUCACAGAUAGAUGCGACAUCCACCCGCCGACUGAACCUCCCCAUCAACUUCGGUACUACCCCGCUGCUCCAUCAUACCCGAGAAUCUCUCUUGAAGGCACCCGGGCUACCUGGCGAUGGCCCAUCGAGGCGAUUGAACCUCUUCCAGUCGGUAAACUCGGCGCUACAAACGGCACUGGCAGCGUCGAAUCGCGUGCUCUGUUUCGGCGAGGAUGUCGCCUUCGGUGGCGUCUUUCGCUGUACUUCAGGUCUGCAGGAGGAAUUCGGCAGCAAAAGGGUGUUCAACACACCUCUCACGGAGCAAGGAAUAGUCGGGACUGCAAUUGGAGCUGCUGCCGAGGGCAUGAAGCCCGUGGUCGAGAUUCAAUUCGCUGAUUAUGUUUUCCCCGCCUUUGAUCAAAUAGUCAACGAGGCGUGCAAGUUCCGGUACCGCGAAGGAAUGACGGGAGGGAACCUCGGGGGCAUGGUUAUUCGAAUGCCCACUGGCGGAGUUGGCCACGGUGCGCUGUACCAUACACAGUCGCCAGAGGCCCUUUUCUGCCACGUCCCAGGAUUUGUUGUCGUUGUGCCGCGCUCUCCAUCGCAAGCAAAAGGACUGCUUCUUUCUGCCAUCCUCGAGUCGAAAGAUCCUGUCAUAUUUAUGGAGCCCAAGAUCCUGUACCGUGCUGCCGUCGAGGAAGUUCCCGACGGACUCUACACCUUGCCACUGAGAAGCGCAGAAGUGGUAAAGUCCGGCGCAGACUUGACAAUUAUUUCAUACGGUCGACCCCUCUACACUUGCGCCAACGCAAUCGAGCUUGUCGAAAAGGAUUGUCCUGGGGUGAGCAUUGAGAUGAUUGACCUGAGAACCAUUUUCCCUUGGGAUAGGGAGACCGUUAUAAAAAGUGUGAUGAAGACGGGUAGGGCCAUUGUUGUUCAUGAGAGCAUGGUCAACUUUGGAGUCGGCGCUGAAGUAGCAGCAACCAUCCAGGAGGCUGCCUUCCCAUAUCUCAAGUCACCCAUCAAGAGAAUCGCCGGCUGGACGACCCAUACUGGCCUCUCGUAUGAGAAAUACAUCUUCCCUGAUGUAGCAAGAGUCUAUGAUGCCAUUUUGGAAAGCUUAGAGUACUGA
Ilyonectria robusta is the source of this 1179-nucleotide messenger RNA. Its product is annotated as thiamine diphosphate-binding protein. Gene Ontology annotation, molecular function: catalytic activity. NCBI's taxonomy places the organism in Eukaryota, Fungi, Ascomycota, Sordariomycetes, Hypocreales, Nectriaceae. The transcript has 3 exons. Gene Ontology annotation, biological process: branched-chain amino acid catabolic process; response to nutrient. The coding region runs from base 1 to 1179 and encodes 392 amino acids. The record is from RefSeq and is a predicted model, not a curated record.